Molecule: messenger RNA, 363 nt
Organism: Monoraphidium neglectum
Lineage: Eukaryota; Viridiplantae; Chlorophyta; Chlorophyceae; Sphaeropleales; Selenastraceae
Product: RNA-binding protein EWS
Exons: 2
Coding region: 1-363 (120 amino acids)
Biological process (GO): regulation of DNA-templated transcription
Cellular component (GO): nucleus
Molecular function (GO): RNA binding; transcription coregulator activity
Source: RefSeq, a predicted model, not a curated record
AUGGCGUACAACCCGGAGACCCUGAGCUUCGACCUGCCCGACACGGACCAGAUCUAUGUGUCGGGCCUGCCCAGCGGCGCCGGCGAGCGCGACCUAGAGGAGUACUUCGGCUCCAUCGGCGUGAUCAAGACCGACAAGAAGACCAAGGGCAAGAAGAUCUACAUGUACAGGGACAAGGCCACGGGCGCGCUCAAGGGCGACGCGACCAUCACCUAUGAGGACCCGUUCAGCGCCAGCUCCGCCGUCCAGUGGUUCAACGGGAAGGAGUGGAAGGGUGAGGCGCCGCCGCACGCGACCUGCACCCCAGGGUUGCCGCCGCCGGUCCCGCGGCGCCGCUGCGGGACCCUGUUCGGUCGCCUCUAA